This is a messenger RNA of Didymodactylos carnosus, 408 nucleotides long. The record is from the annotation of a GenBank genome assembly. Lineage: Eukaryota; Metazoa; Rotifera; Eurotatoria; Philodinida; Philodinidae.
AUGCUGGGUUUCAGGGAGAAGAGAAAGCUAAAUGGUCUUGAUCCCAGUAUACGUGUUGAUUAUGAUGCAUCACAUAAUUUUAUAUCUAAAGAUUCUGUUAAAUGUCAUGAUUUACAAGCAGAUACAGUUGGACGUAUGUCUAUUAGUGUAGCUAAUGGUAUUAAAUCAUAUACGGAUAAAGUGUUGAUACGUUUUAGUUUACAAUUGGAUGAUUUUAAUAAUAAAUUAGUAUCGGCAUAUGUAUUGGAUGUUUCCAAGCAGAUCCGUUCAUUUAUAGAAAAUAUCAUACAUUUUUAUAUGUACUAUUUUCCUGAUAGAAGUGAUAAAUUUGGUUGUAAUUCUGGCGAAAAGCAUCCUAUAGAAGAAUGUUUAAUUGUUACGACAGGUCGACAUUUGUGCUUUUUUUGA